UUGACAAUGAAAUUUCAUUCCUUUCAACCCAAAAAAAAACCCUCUCUGACAGAGCACAGCUCGUGAAUUGCUUGCUCUGCCUUAGGAGCUGGUCGAUAAUGACGAAAAUUAUGGCGAAAAAAGCUCCAGGGCUCACGCUUCUCCAAAAAGGUCGCUCUCUGAGGCAAUGGAGUUACACCGGAAAAUAGAAGAGAAAGGAUUAGCAUGCAGUGAAAUCACUUACGCUACUAUAAUUAAUGGGUUGUGCAGAGCUGGGAAAACAUGUAUGGCGCUUGAGAUACUCGAGCAAAUGUUUGAAGAUGGAAGGUUUAAGCCUGUCCCUCAAUGCUAUAAUCCAAUCAUUGACAGCUUAUGCAACGAAAGACGAAUAGAUGAGGCGCUGACCCUAUUUCGAGAUAUGAUCAACAAAAGUGUUGCACCAAAUAUCAUCAAUUACAAUUCAUUAAUUUAUGGAUUAUGCAACAUGGGUCUUUGGACACGAGCACUUGCUCUGUUUGAAAUCAUGAAAAACAAAGGCAUAAAGCCUAAUGUUUUCACUUUCAAUUCUUUAAUUGGUGCUUCAUGCAAGUCUGGUAAGUGGGAAGAAGCUGUGCUGCUAUUUAUAAACAUGAUUGAUUGUGGAGCCUUCCCUGAUAUUGUUACAUUCAAUUCUGUGUUGGAUGCUUUGUGCAAGGAAGGGAAGACGGCAGAGGCACUUAACCUUGUGGAAGAAAUGUUCCGUAGAGGGGUAAAGCCUGAUGUCGUCACCUACAGCUCCUUAAUUAAUAGCCUCUGCCAUUCCGCGCAAUGGAAAGAAGCCACAAGGUUGUUUAAUAGAAUGCUGGAUGAAGGAAUUGCACCAGAUGUUGUAACCUAUAACACUGUAAUACAUGCUCUUUGCAAGGAGAGACGGGCCAAGGAAGCGCUCUCCGUGUUAGAGCUAAUGUCCCAAAGAGGUAUGAGGCUUGACGUUUUCACUUACAACUCUCUAAUUUAUGGCAUGUGCCGUAUAAAUCAAUGGGCUGAAGCGACAAGGUUGUUUGAUGAAAUGGUAGUUCAGGGAGUCUUACCUCAUAUCAUAACUUUGAGAAUACUUUUGGAUGCUCUCUUCCAAGGAGGGAUGCCAGAAGAGGCUCAUAAAGUAGUUGAGGCCAAAGUUAAAUAUGGUAUGGUGCUGAGCAAAAUAACUUGCAGUAUGCUAAUUGAUGGUUAUUGUUUUCUUGGCAAAAUGGAUAAGGCAAAGAAGGUUAUUGAUUUAAUGGUGACAAAAGAUCGUGUCCCUGAUAUUGCUUCUUGCUAUAAAGCCUUGGUCAACGGCUAUAUGCAAGCUAAAAGGAUAGGUGAAGCUUUGAGGCUCGUUGAGGAAAUGAUCGAACAAGGGGUGAUGCCUGAUUUGGAAACCCUAAAAGCUUUGCGAAGUUUGCAUCCUAAAAGGCAUGUUGUAUCUGCAAAAUCUUUUAACUGCUAGAACUAGUUACAAUCCUGUAAAAUCUUUUAACUGCUAAUUAUGUCAUUGGUGUAUGACCAAGCAAUAUUAAUGAAAUGAAGUGGUUUCAAACAAGUAUAGGAUCCUUGGUGCUGAAAAAUACAUUCAAUAUUCUUAAUCACACUGAUGGAUCCAUAAACAGGAACAGGAUCCUUUUCACAGGUACUAACUCUCCCAUGAACUUUCAACCACAUCCAAAUCUUUACACUGCUCUUAGUUCAUAGUGUAUGUUCAAGAAUGAAGAGAUAUCAAGAAUUUACGAUUCGGCACAAUGUUAUAUUGACACAUCAGAGCGA
This is a messenger RNA of Prunus avium (sweet cherry), 1761 nucleotides long. The record is from RefSeq and is a predicted model, not a curated record. NCBI's taxonomy places the organism in Eukaryota, Viridiplantae, Streptophyta, Magnoliopsida, Rosales, Rosaceae.